Messenger RNA from Ogataea parapolymorpha DL-1, 1551 nucleotides. RefSeq lists its product as uncharacterized. NCBI's taxonomy places the organism in Eukaryota, Fungi, Ascomycota, Pichiomycetes, Pichiales, Pichiaceae. The coding region runs from base 1 to 1551 and encodes 516 amino acids. The record is from RefSeq and is a predicted model, not a curated record. The transcript has a single exon.
AUGGAGCAAAGUCAUUUUGGAGGCUCAAGAGCCAACGGUGGCACCAGCAAUGGUACCGGUGACGCCUUUGGACAAGCAUCUGGAGUGUCGCAUUAUACUUUGCCCGGAGUAAUGCAGUAUUUGCAGUCGCAGUUUACCACAGUGGAGCGCAACAGGAUGAUGUCUGAUUUGGAAAGGUCAGCUUUGAAACUUCGUAUUGUGGAGCUCGAAAGCGAAAGAAAUACGCUCAAGCUCCAAAAUGAAAAGUUGAGAGCUCGUGUGGAGGAAUUGGAAAAGGAACACACACAGACCAAGGAGCCUUCGACAGAUGAAUCAAAUGUUGAUCGUCUGCUUGCUGUGGACAAUAUCGAUGUCACAAGACUUGUGAAGGCAAGACAAUUCCUAAAGACGGCAACAAACGAGAUUCUUUACAUGCUGAAAAGUCCGACGGUCGAGCUUUCAGACCCAUUGCAUUUUUCUAAAGAUGAGACAUAUGAAUUUUACUCUAACCUUAACGCACGCUCGACGCCAUCACAAAAGGCCAGCACACUAUCUUCUCAGGAUAGUGCUGCUGCUGAUUACCUAGAUAUGGCUAUUUCACUAGAGGCCAACACCAAGCCACACAAUGACGCUAAUCACAAAGUCCCUGCACAGGCUGUUGCUAAGCCAUCCAAAACCACGGUUAUAAACGAAACCAUCGGCAAAUGUUUUUUGGUCGAUGGAUUGUUAUUUGCGUACCUACCGGAUAAGAAAUGCAUCAACGUUUGGUCUAACUCCGAGAAUGGUGUUGAUUUGAAACACACCGUUUUGGUGGGCUCCACAAAAGUGGAAGACGUACUUUAUCACAAAGAGGUGCUGAUUGUUUUGAGCGUCAAACAGGUUCUUGCGUUUAAGCUGGAAACCAAAGAAAACUCACUUCCGCUCGCCACGUACGAGUGGGACGAACCUAUACAGUUUGUCGAUUUUAGGGAGGACAGACUCGUCGCCGUUUUUGAUGACAAGGUUGAAAUACUCAAGAUAGAGCGUCAAGAUGAAUGUUUUGAGCCGAUAUAUGCCAUUGACCGCAAUUCCGACAUUAAGUUUCUGGCAGCCAAAUUCACAAACCUGCACGAUUAUGAUCUAGCAAUUCUCUCUAACAAAUCAUUGAUUUUGCGCAACACAAAACAACAAUUCAAAAGCAAGCUCACGAAAACGAAAGCAUGGAACGCAAAAACUUUUGAUAAUGUCAUUGUGACACCGGAGUAUGUUCUCUCACGAGAAAAAACAACUCUCUCUUGCAUUUGGUAUAAAGAUCUCUCUUCUGACGAACGCGUUAUUGAAGAGCUUUCGGAUAAGGCUCAACUAGGCUUUUCACUUGAUGACCCAGGCCUGGUGUUUGUCGUGAGCCCCAAAAAUAAUGGCUCCCAGUUGUUAUUCUAUCAAUGGAGUGACGAUGAGUGCAGCGUUUCUUCUCAGAUGGAAUUGGACGAGCAGUUCAAGGAGGUGUGCGUGGGACAGUUUGGCGGUAAAGGAGCAGUUGUGGGGGUUUCCGCAACCGGUAUCUCUCUUUUCAACGAAUGGGAAAUAAUUUAA